This is a messenger RNA of Eimeria tenella, 1551 nucleotides long. RefSeq lists its product as uncharacterized. The transcript has 9 exons. The coding region runs from base 1 to 1551 and encodes 516 amino acids. Lineage: Eukaryota; Apicomplexa; Conoidasida; Eucoccidiorida; Eimeriidae. Gene Ontology annotation, biological process: positive regulation of DNA-templated transcription. The record is from RefSeq and is a predicted model, not a curated record. Gene Ontology annotation, cellular component: SWI/SNF complex.
AUGCUGCUCUAUGCGGAGCUUCUCGUGUCUCUGGCUCAUCCUGGGGGAGGUUUGGGGGCGCUGGGGAGAGAAGCUGCUGCUGCUGCUUUUCAGAAGCAGCUGCAGCAGCACGGCAUUCGGUCAGUUUGCUGCUGCUGCAGUCCUGCCUCAGCAGCAGCAACAGCAGCACCCGCAGCGGCUGUGCAGCAGCAGCAAAGGGCCUCUUCACCUGAGGGCAGCUGCAGCAAAAGAAGCGAGCAACGCUGCAGCAGCAACGUCAACGAGCCCUCCCCUCUCAGCAGCUGCAACAGCAGCAGCAGCAACGGCAGCAGCAGCAGCAGCGAGUGCCUGCACCUCGACAGCCUGCGCCUGUUUGGGGAGGCUCUGCUGCGCUGCAGCAGCACAGAGCGUUUGCUGCAGCAGCUGCUGCAGGCCUUUAAGUCGUGGACUAUGCAGGACCCGCAGCUGCUGCUGCUGUCGGCUACAGCCUAUAUACACAGCCGCAGCAGCGACGGACUUCGCAAGGGCUGUGAACUGCUGAAGGAGACGAGGAGGGUUUGGGAAGCAUCUCCUCUAGCACAUUCCAUCCUGCUGCUGUUUCUCCUGUUUGGGUCUGGAGUACUGAACUGCCAGCAAGAAGCAGCACUCCUUGCUGCCGCUCACUUUGGCUGCUGCAGCUGGGCCCUACACAUAGCUGUCGCGCUCUCGUCUGCUGCUGCUGGGAUGACCCCACUGGAGUUCUUAGAUCUCGUGCGGCAGCAAAAGCAGAAGCAGCAGCGGCAGCAGCAAGCAGAUGAUAGCGCAAUGCAGCAGCAAAGCAAAGACACGCUGCUUGACGCGGAAUUUGAGCAGCAGGUGCAGCAACUGCAGCAGCAGCAGCAGCAAAGCCAGCAGCAGCAGCAGCAGCAGCAAGAGCAGUUGCUCAGCCCAGCGCUUGCUGCUGUUGCUUCUCGCUACCCAACGAGCCUGCUGCCUCCCCUCUGCAGAUUCUCACAUGUCAGCUUGAGCCUGCAAGCGAUUGUGCUGCAUGCGGAGCGAAACAUUCCCCUCGCAUUUGAGGUUGCUCGCCUGGCGUUAGAAGUUCUAAGCGAUGGACUCUAUGCCGCCCCCGUGUUCAUCAGCUGCUGUAUACAGCUGGGUAUUUUGGCUGCUAUUGCUGCUGCUGUUGCUACUGCAGUUGCUGCUGCGGCUGCUGUUGCUGCUGCUGCUGCCGCAGUAUAUUUGCUGCUGCAGCAGUUGCUGCUGCUACUGCUGCUUGGGUGCACAGGGAAGGCAGCAGAUUUACUCGGCUUGCUGCAGCGCCUGCGGCGGUACCCAGAAGCAGAAGAUUUGCGCUUCUACACGGAAGGAGUGUUUCUGAUGAUGCUGUCGCAGUACACAGAAGCCACUGCUUGCUUCAGACGCAGCAUCAGCAGCAGCGCGUGGGGCCCCCUUUCUUCUUUAUCUUGGAGGCCCUGCCUCGUGGGCUUGGGCCACUGCUUGAGUGCUGCUGCUGCUGCUGCUGCUGCACAUCAGCAGCAGCAGCAAGCUGCUGCUGCCUACAAAGAGGCCUCAAGGGCGCUUCCGGGGUAA